Messenger RNA from Vigna umbellata (rice bean), 1570 nucleotides. Lineage: Eukaryota; Viridiplantae; Streptophyta; Magnoliopsida; Fabales; Fabaceae. The record is from RefSeq and is a predicted model, not a curated record.
UAUGUGUUGAUUCAAGAAUUUUUCUUUUUUUCUUUUUUGAAAGACUGACAUAUAAGACAUCACAAUGGAGCAAUGACAUCCCAACUAAGUUGUUCCCUUUUCUGGUCUUUCCUUUUCUUUCUUUGCUGUAGUUAGAGAUUAAAGAUCCGAGAUUCAAACACAAUAAUUACCUUCGUCUCUGGAACUGUUUUUCCAUAUCUAAUCUGACAGGAGUGAAAGUCCUUAAUCUGCAUCUAAUUUCUCAGGACACAAAUUGCGGUUCAUACUUUAGGUGAAAAGAUCGCAUGUAGCAAAUAUUGUAGCAUAGUUUAUUAGAAUGGAAGAGUUCUUCUACAUAAACUAAUAGACAUGAAAGACACAUACAUACUGGCUAUUAUGCCUGUGUGCAAUUGUCUAGAUCUUUCAUGCUUACAAAGAUGCGUGCCUAGAUCUUGUCUCGUGUUUUCCACCGAUUAUAUUAAUCUGUUGGUUUGGCGUCAUCCAUUUUCUCAUCCUCAUCCUUUGUAGGAAUGUAUUUUCCUUGUCAAAAGUCAAAAGCGGAUCCAUCUCUUUGGUUCUCUCAAUGCAAUCUGAUGCACCGGCAGUUAUUGAUGCUGAAACCUUGUCAUCAACUGGUUUGCUGGCAUUAACGGAAGCAGGAAAGCCAAACUUGAACAAUUCAAAAGCUGCACCUGAGAGACAGCAGUCUGAUCAAUCGGAAAUGUUUGAGCCACCAUCUUUCAUGACGUUGGUUGAACCUAUGCAGGUUAGCCCAAAAGCCACUGCUUCUGAAGUCCAGAGGGGACAGAAUCCACAGCAAUCAGAUUCCACUUCACAGGCUGGUUGGUUUCCCACUAUAAAUCAGGUUGUUGGUGAGUCUCAAGAGAGGAAGAGGAAUGAAGAAAUAAUAGCCAAGGUGACAAACUGGAGCACCAGUAAGGAGCACACACCUCUGAAGAGCCUCUUGGGUGAGGCUGCCCAUAGCAACAAGCCAAAAUCUCCAAAAUCAGUUGAAAACUCAGGGGCUGAGAAGACUAGUAAAGUUUCGGAAAAGAAUGGUUCUGGAUUGACCACUGUUAACUCCAUUCUGGGUCCUGAAUCCCCUGCAGCCCAAGUGGUAAAAGGAGAGGUUGCAAAAGAAUGGAACUCUCCAGCAAGAUAUCCUGCAGACAUCAAGAGAGAAAAAAGGAAGGUCAAGAGCAGACCAUACUGGAUACAACUAGUAUGCUGUACAUCAGUGGGUCCUCAGAGAAGGUAGAAAAUAACCAGGUGCUGAUAAUGCUCCCACACAGUUCUCCACUCUGAUGUUCUGAUGCAUUCUGGGCACUGACAUGCUAUUUGCCGUAUUUUUCUGUUUUUAGUUUGUCUUUAGGUGCAUGUCUUGAUCAUGUGUCUUUUGUAUAUGUUGACCUUCAGUUAUUAUUUUUAGCCCUGCAAUAUUUUCGUUGUAACUGUACUCUUAUUAUGAGGCGAAUCAUUAUUUUGGCCUUUGUCCGGAGACAUGUAUUCAGAUCAGAAAAUGUUGUCACUGUCUGAUAUCAUGGUUGAGAAUAACUUACAGUUGCUGCCUGUUCAUUGGAUUCUGGUUAAA